AUGUCCAUGGCACCCGCAUCGCAGCCGCAGGAUGGCCAGGCCGACUCCUCCCUACCCCCAACGAUCGCUGCCUUCUCUCCUUCAACGAUCGCGGGUUCGGCCUCGACGUCGCGGCAGCGUUCCAGCAUCAUCGUGCAUCGCAAAUCACCUCUGCUGGUGGCAACGCCGCCAGCCAUCACCCGAGCUCUCGCAUACUCGCAUCCAUUCCUUCUCCCUCUGAAUAAACUGGUCGGUCUCCUCACAUGGACAACGGGGGAUCCGUGGCAGAGCUUCUUGCUCGUGGCCACCUUUUGGACGGUGGUUCUGUAUAGCGAUGCCAUUAUUCUCUAUGCAGGUCCGAUACUUGUAGUGGUUGGGUUGAUUCUCGGCAUGUAUGGCCGUCGCUAUUCGCCUCUGUCGUCGACUACGUCAACGGGUGAGAAGCAUCGGCGGAAAGCUUCGGCCGAGGUUACCCGUCACCAGAAGAGCUUGGACGAUAUCGUGGAGACCUUGCGCACUUUGACUACGAGGUGCCAUAUCCUGCUUGAACCCUUGCUCGAUUUGACCGAUUUCCUAUCUACACAGCGGACACCUACCUCAGCGACGACACGCCCAGCCCUCACGGCGCUUUUCAUUCGCAUUCUUUUGGUCACCCCCGUCUGGAUCAUACUCACACUUCCUCCAUUCUACAUAAUCACCACCCGGCGCGUUGUCAUGUGCGUUGGAACUAUCAUCCUCACCUACCACUCGAGGCCAGCUCGCGUCUCACGUGUUAUCUUAUGGCGCUCGCGAGCGGUGCGCCGACUCGUUUCUAUAAUCACGGGGUUGUCUGUAGCGGAUGGCCCGCACACACCCCAGAAGUCUGCGGUCCAAGGUAUGGGGUUGAAUAUCUCAACUCGGCGACGGGGAAAUGGAUCUGGUGUGCGUUUCACAUUUGUUGUGUACGAGAACCAGCGCCGGUGGCUCGGUAUUGGGUGGACCUAUUCGCUAUUCCCAGCCGAGCGCGGUCCCUGGACAGAUGAGCACCUCAACACUGUUCUGCCCAAGGACAAGUUUGAGUUACCGGAUGUACAAACUGGAGACGCGAAAUGGCGCUGGGUUGAGGGUAGUGAAUGGCGUGUUGAAGGGGUGAUAACUCGGGCAAUGGGAAAUCCGAUUCCAAGGGCCCGAGUGAAGGAUGGAUCUACUAUGACAACAAGUAUCAUUUCUGACCAUUUUCAGUGGAACGAUGGUCGCCGAGGACAGGACGGAUGGGACCGGUACACACGCCGCCGCAAGUGGUAUCGUGAUGCCGAGCUGGUAGACACCCAGCAAGACGGUCCCUCAGAAGCCGUCUCCAGUCUCACACAAGCCCUAGAAAGAGAAAAAGAACAAGAAAAAGACAAAAAAGACUCCGACCCCGAGACAAACACCCGUCGUCGACGCUGGUUCGGCAGCAAAGACAGCAGCAAAGAAAGCAGCAAAGAGCGCACCAGCAGCGGCGGCUCCAUCGACGCCGGCCGCACAACCAGCGCCAAUUUUUCCGACGCCACCGGCGGCGCUGGAAGUGGUCGAGGCACGCCCGCGCGACCAGUUAGUAUCCAGAAUACCCGCCGACAAUCGCAGUAUAGUGUUCGGGAAGGAAGUAUGGCGACGAGUGAUAGUGCUAGUACGCGCGAGAAGGAAAUGGCGAGUUCGCACGAUCGACAUGAUAAAUGGAGUACGAGGGCUGCGGGGGGAACGGAACGUGCUGAGAGGGAAAUGGGAUUAAGUGAUGAAGUACAAAUGGCUUUGAGUUGA
Messenger RNA from Penicillium subrubescens, 1758 nucleotides. Its product is annotated as PEX28-32 family peroxisomal membrane protein. Gene Ontology annotation, biological process: peroxisome organization. NCBI's taxonomy places the organism in Eukaryota, Fungi, Ascomycota, Eurotiomycetes, Eurotiales, Aspergillaceae. Gene Ontology annotation, cellular component: peroxisomal membrane. The record is from RefSeq and is a predicted model, not a curated record. The coding region runs from base 1 to 1758 and encodes 585 amino acids. The transcript is spliced from 3 exons.